This is a messenger RNA of Anopheles gambiae (African malaria mosquito), 1504 nucleotides long. RefSeq names its product protein Mo25. NCBI's taxonomy places the organism in Eukaryota, Metazoa, Arthropoda, Insecta, Diptera, Culicidae. The transcript has 2 exons. Bases 264 to 1283 code for a protein of 339 amino acids. The record is from RefSeq and is a predicted model, not a curated record. Gene Ontology annotation, biological process: intracellular signal transduction. Gene Ontology annotation, molecular function: protein serine/threonine kinase activator activity.
CUCCAUUAUCUACAAAUUAACGAAAACCCCUGAUUGCUAACGGUGGGCUCGUGUCUCCCACGUCCGUCCUGUGCUGUGCUUCACGUCGGUUUCGUCUUCAUAUACUCGGCUUUGAUACUUUCCCGGUCGGCAACAUCUGGCAGCAAGUGCGGUGUUUGCUCGUGUUGCAACACCGCUUAUGUAGCAGCGGGCCUGGGCGAACGAUCACUGUGCCCCCUCCUCCCCCCGGUAAGGACGCAAAAGCUUGACGUGAGCGUGCAACGAUGCCACUGUUUGGUAAAUCGCAGAAAAGCCCACAGGAGCUGGUGAAGUCGCUGAAGGAGGCGGUCAAUGCGCUGGAGCGCGGCGAUAAGAAAGCGGAAAAGGCACAGGAAGAUGUGAGCAAGAACCUGGUGUCGAUCAAGAACAUGCUGUGCGGUACGGCCGAUGCCGAGCCGCAGACCGAGAUCGUCAUCUCGCAGCUGGCCCACGAGCUGUACAGCACCGAUCUGCUGCUGCUGCUGAUACAGAACCUAAACCGCAUUGACUUCGAGGGCAAGAAGGACGUGGCACACAUCUUCAACAAUGUGAUCAGACGCCAGAUCGGCACCCGACUGCCGACGGUCGAGUACAUCUGCACCAAGCCGGAGAUUCUGUUCACGCUGAUGGCCGGGUACGAGCAUCAGGAGAUCGCGCUCAACUGUGGCAUCAUGUUGCGCGAGUGCGCCCGGCACGAGGCGCUCGCCAAGAUCAUGCUCCACUCGGAGGAGUUUUUCAACUUCUUCCGCUACGUCGAGGUGUCCACGUUCGACAUUGCGUCCGAUGCGUUCUCCACGUUCAAGGAGCUGCUCACCCGCCACAAGCUGCUGAGCGCGGAGUUUCUCGAGCAGAACUACGACAAGGUGUUUAGCCGGUACGAGGCGCUGCUCAACUCGGAGAACUACGUGACGCGGCGCCAGAGCCUGAAGCUGCUCGGCGAGCUGCUGCUCGACCGGCACAACUUCACCGUGAUGACGAAGUACAUCUCCAACCCGGACAACCUGAAGCUGAUGAUGAACAUGCUGAAGGAAACGUCGCGCAACAUACAGUUCGAGGCGUUCCACGUGUUCAAGGUGUUCGUGGCGAACCCGAACAAACCGAAACCGAUCAUGGACAUACUGCUGCGGAAUCAGGAAAAGCUGGUCGACUUUCUUACCCGCUUCCAUACCGAUCGCUCCGAGGACGAACAGUUUAACGACGAGAAGGCUUACCUGAUCAUGCAGAUCAAGGAGCUAAAGCCCCAGACCCAGGAGGCUCAGCAGUGAUUGUGUUGUGGUGGAGGUGGAGGUGGUGGUGUUGCGGUUGAAUGCAUGCAGCAUGUUUCAUCAACAAAGCUGAAACACUAUAAGCGGGAGCAGUUCAGUAGUUUUUGUGUGUGUGUUUUUUUUUUCUUUCGUUUUUUGGGUUCUUUUUUACGAAAAGCUUUGCGAACACUACUACGCCUUUGCUUAAAUAGAAAUAAAUGUUCUACAGUAGAAUAAAGAAA